AUGGUUCGAGGGGAUCCAUCCAAGAUGAUAAAGGGAGUGGAGAUGAUUAAGAUGAUUAAGACCAAGAUGAUGAAGGGAGUGGAGAUGAUUAAGAUGAUUAAGAUGAUUAAGACCAAGAUGAUGAUGGAUGUCCCCAGAGACCUACCAGUUCUCAUCAUUCAAAUCCAGUACCAUGGGCAUCUCGUUGCCCAAAAUCUAAGUGGCUCCAUCCCCCAGAGUCACCGUGAGGUUCUCUGGCCUGACACUGACUGUUUUUCAGAGGUUGCCUAUUCCCAGAGCACCGGCCAGAAGGAGCAGCUGAGCCGCUGCCUGCAGCGAGGGAUCAGGAGGGUCCAGGAUCUCUGUAAAGUCCUCCAGCUCCCAACAGUGUUUGAGGAAACGGCGGUGUCGUACUUCCAGAGAGCUCUGCAGCACCCCUCCUUCCACUUGGUCAGUCUGGAGAGGAAGGAGCUCCUGGGAGGCUGCUGCGUCUUCGUGACUUGUCGACAGCACAACUGGCCCCUGACGAUGGGGACGAUCUGCUCCCUCCUGUACGCGAAGCAGGACCUGUUUGCCAGCGUCUACCUGAGCCUUCAGAAAGAGCUCGAGCUCUCUGUGCCAGCCCUGAGCCUGGCAGAUCUGGUGAAGACACACCUGAACAGUUUUCGGCUGUUCCAGCACGCAGCUGACAUCCCUGCUCCAUUUGUGGAGGACAAAGAGAAGAUGAUCACCCGAACAAUGCAGAUCGUGGAGCUGGCCAGUGAGACGUGGCUGGUCACUGAAAACGCCUUCUGCCUGGAGGAUGAGGAGGAGCAGCGUCCUGCGGCUCUGGCCGAGGGCUCCCCUGGCUCUGCCCCGGCAGCAGGAGGGGCAGAGCAGGAGAAGGACUGUCCCUCCAAAGGGAAACACCAGCGUGGGGGCAGCCCCAGGCCCCUGCUGCCACCCUGCCUCAUCAACCCGAGGAAGAGGCUGCGGACGGCAGCCCCGAGUGCUUCGGACUCUGCGGUCACCGGCGACGAGCCCAUCUCUGACAGCGAAAUCGAGCAGUACCUGCGGGGCCCCGAGGAGAUCCAGGCCUUCAGGAAGGCCAAGGCCUGGCCGUGA
Molecule: messenger RNA, 1083 nt
Organism: Antrostomus carolinensis (chuck-will's-widow)
Lineage: Eukaryota; Metazoa; Chordata; Aves; Caprimulgiformes; Caprimulgidae
Gene: BRF2
Product: BRF2 general transcription factor IIIB subunit
Exons: 5
Coding region: 1-1083 (360 amino acids)
Biological process (GO): transcription preinitiation complex assembly; DNA-templated transcription initiation
Cellular component (GO): transcription preinitiation complex; nucleus
Molecular function (GO): TBP-class protein binding
Source: RefSeq, a predicted model, not a curated record